Messenger RNA from Endocarpon pusillum Z07020, 2352 nucleotides. RefSeq lists its product as uncharacterized. NCBI's taxonomy places the organism in Eukaryota, Fungi, Ascomycota, Eurotiomycetes, Verrucariales, Verrucariaceae. Bases 1 to 2352 code for a protein of 783 amino acids. Gene Ontology annotation, molecular function: zinc ion binding. The transcript is spliced from 4 exons. The record is from RefSeq and is a predicted model, not a curated record.
AUGCAAGAAUCGAUGGACCCGACUGAAGCUAUAGCAGGAAGCCAACACCCAUCACACGACCGGGAUAGUGAUCUGGCUGAGAUUCAUGGCUGCAAGGCUGGCGCCGCUUGCUCUUUUAGCCAUGAAGCUGCGGCCAAUGCACCCAAAAGCGGAAAUGAACCAAUUCGGCCUCACAAGCAAGGCUCUCCGUCCAGCCUGACGCCGGUUCCGAUCCAUCACAGAUCAAACGGGUCUCGCGAGACGAGUCAAGUUAUCGGGACCGGAAGGUCAGAUGAACAACCUAAUUCGAGUGAUAGUCGAGUUGCACCACCAACAGAGAAGAGAGUCUUCCAGCCUAUCCCAGAGACCCAGAGGGCUGAUCCACGGCAAUUUCAGCUCAACCAGCUGCGACGGAGGUUCUCUCCAGAGGAGAAAGAGGUCCAUGAGGCAACGGCCUUGACAUUCAGGCUGGUGCCUACAGAUCCUGACUUUCCAUUCGAAAUGAUGGCUUUGCAAUGUACACUGCUUGUUCCUCAUUCUUAUCCUACAAGAGGACGGCCGUCAUUACGCGUUACCAAUCCUGAGAUGGACAGGGGCUACCAGAUCAACGUAGAGCGUGGCUUUGACUCUCUUGUGACGACAAUGUCUAAGAGUACGUUACUCGCCUUGAUGAAUGAACUUGACAAACGUCUUGAAGGCUUUCUUGUGUCUGAAAAGGCUCAGACCAUCAAACUUGUGACCAAUACAGGUAAGGGACCCUCCAACAUAGCAUUAAGGUCAACAGCCCCCCCGGCACAACCUGCGGCGAUCUCUUCCGAGAAAGAACCUUCGUCAAUAUCAUCACCCCCUCAGCAUUCCUCGCAGAAGAUAUCCGAAGCGGCAGUGAAGCGGGAAUCCGAUAUCCGACAGCUCGAAGCCAGAAUGGGAAGGCAACCUCACUUCUCCAAGUCUCCAGGCGGUCUUUCUUUCUUUGUGCCUCUCCAGAUCUCCCAGUUAAGCAAGCUACCAGUUUCCCUUCAACCUCUCAAAAGCGUGAGACUUUUCGUUCCUCUCUUAUACAAUUUAGAACCCUGUUCGAUAUCACUGGUGGAUGUUUCGUCAAAAGAGGCGGAUACUGUUCAAGCAGCAUUCCGAAGUCAUGCCACAGCCCAUCCCGAGAUGACCCUAAUGGCUCAUGUCAAUCACUUAGCUCAAAAUCUACACACGAUGGCAAUAGAGGCGCCAGCAGCAGCCACCACUCCACGUUCGCCGCCCCUGGCGCCAUCGCCAAGUACUGAGCCGCCGGUGCGAACGUCCAAAGAUGUCGGCAUAGAUCAAGAGGAAGAUCGACCGCAUAUUCACAUCAUACCCCGUCCACCAGAAUGGGACAGGCCUCGAGAUGACAUUGACCAAAACUCAUCUGGUACAGAUGGGUCCGAAUUUGAAUCUUCUGAGUAUGGAACUGAUGACGACGGUGGCGCCGCUGUUCCCGCAGAAGCACGAGUAGGUACCGAUAUUGGCCCGGAUCUUGGAAUUCUCCUGUCGUUCCCAUCCCUUGCGCUUUAUGGUGCAGAGUUGCUUCAACUAUUUUCGAUUUCCCUAACCCUUAAAUGUGAUCGAUGCAAGGAAAUGAAGGAUGUGAAGAGUGUCAAGUCAUACACCCCAGCCGAUACGUCACUGAUCAAGCAUGAAAGUUGUAACAAGUGUGCGGCUCAACUUAGCAUAGGCUAUCGGUCAGAGCUCAUGCACCCUACUAGUGUCCGAGCCGGUCAUCUGGACCUUGAUGGCUGCAGCAUUGUUGACCUUCUCCCUAGCAACUUCAUUCCGACGUGUUCUCAAUGUUCCACACCCUACCCUGCGCCUGGUGUAGUGUCUUUCAGAGGCGAGUCCACUAUGGUCAUGUGUCGAGAAUGUCACCAAAAAAUGAGCUUCAAGAUUCCUGAUGUCAAAUUUCUACGUGUGUCAGCUGCCGGCGUUGGCAAGAACCGGCCUCUCCCCAGGAAACGGCCCAAGGAGAACUUAGGCAUUGUCUCUGGCCAGGAGCUACCCCGGCGUGGACGUUGCCAGCACUACGCGAAGAGUUACCGCUGGUUCCGAUUUUCAUGCUGUUCCAAAGUUUACCCUUGCGACCGGUGUCACGAUGCCACCGAGGAGCAUCCCAAUGAACAUGCCAACAGGAUGAUAUGUGGGUUUUGCUCGAGAGAGCAGAUCUAUCGGCCAGAGGAUUGCAUUCAUUGUCAUAGCUCCGUCAUCCGGAAACAUGGAGGUGGAUUUUGGGAAGGCGGGAAAGGGACACGGGACAAAGUUAGGAUGAAUAGGAAGGAUCCCAGGAAGUACAAAAGGCGACCAGGAGGGACUGUAGGUGGAGGCGGGAAGGACAAGACGAAGAAAUGA